AUGAUGCCACUUGGGAAGAGAGCCAAAACAGAGAGCGGAGAGGUUGUAGAGGAGAAGGAGCCUGGGCUACCUUGGGUGGAGAAGUAUCGACCAGAUCGGAUCGAAGAUGUCGCCCAGCAGGAAGAGGUUGUGGCAGCGCUGAAGCACAGUCUUCAGACAGGUGAGUUGCCAAAUCUCAUGUUUUAUGGCCCACCUGGAACUGGAAAGACAACUGUGGCUCUAGCUUUGAUGAAACAAUUUUUUGGACGCGAAUGGCGAUCAAGAGUCAAGGAGUUGAAUGCAUCAGAUGAGCGUGGUAUUUCUGCAGUGCGCGAGAAGGUAAAGACCUUCGCGCAGCUGUCAAUAGGUGGAGAAUCAGCAGCUCGCUUUCGAGUUAUCAUUCUCGAUGAGGCUGACUCCAUGACGCAUGAUGCACAAGCGGCUUUGCGACGGAUCAUGGAGGAGUUUGUUCAAGUGACGCGAUUCAUCAUUAUUUGCAACUAUGUGUCCAAGAUCAUUGAGCCGCUCCACUCCAGAUGUUCCAAGUUUCGCUUUCAACCCGUAGGUCCUGAAUUUCAGAAGAGUCGCUUGCUCCACAUUUGCAACGAGGAGAAGGUGGCGAUUAGCCCCGAAGCGCUCGACAAACUCAUUGUUUUGUCCAAGGGCGACAUGCGCUGUGCAGUGACUAUGCUGCAGACGGCUGUGAGCUUCUAUACCCAGGUCAACGAACACUCUAUCGUAGAGGUAGCUGGAGCAGUGCCGGAGUCGAGAACCAUGGCAUUGCUGCGCGAAGCACGAAGUGCCCAGUCGACAGACCAGGUCUUGCAAGCCGUCAGAGACUUUCUCCUCGAUGGCUAUUCCGGACUUCAGGUCAUGGAGCAGCUUCUGGAGCUCAUUGCUGAGGACAGCGAAUUGUCAGAUCCCGUGAAAGCACAGUGCUCGAUGCUCUUCUCAAAGGCGGAUGAACGGCUUUGCCAGGGAUGUGAUGAGGAGCUUCAGCUGUUCGAUCUCUUUGCACAUUUGAGACCGUUGAUCCAGGUGAAGGCUUGGAGUGGGAUGACUUGUGUUUCUGUAACUCGUCCUUUACAGCAACAGAAAGUCGGUACAUAUCGCUGCGGACGCUCUGGCGCAGCGCAAAACAUGGCGCUGGGUUUGGCGCGAAUUCUUCGCAGCGAUGACCUCGAGCUGGCAGAAGGUGCCGAGGCCUACGAAAGAGUUGCCCCUGAACCUGAGGGUCUCGGUCAGAAACCCAGGGGCCUCACCAAGGAGUGCAAGGAAGCACCGGAAGUGCAGGGGAUUUCGAUUCCAAAGCAAAGGUGGUUGCGCUGUGAUCGACUGCUGCAUACUUUGCUUGCGUGCUUGCUAAUAUUGUCACCAUGGAUACGAAGACAGGGCUUGAAGGAAGAAAGGUUUCUUCCAGCGAGUGACGUUUCUGUAGAAGUAUCGAAUUGUCAGGUCAUUGUCAGAGAUGGGACUCAACCAGGCAUCCAACUCCAGCAUUGGUUCUUCAUGGGGACAGUCAAAGAGCGACGCUCGAACGGGACUUUGCGUGUAGUGGCCACCAUGAGACCUGAUUUGUCAUCCUGGUUUCGUUGCAACAUCGCUGUUGUGGCGCCAUCAAUCUCUUCCAAACAUACAGGUUCCAUGAAGGCGCUCAAGGCGCUGAAUGUGACGGUACCCAACAGUGACAGACCAGCUGCCGUGCUGCUCAGCGGUGGAGUUGUGCAUGGACACAUCGCGAUCUAUGGCAAGUCGGCUGCUGUUGUGAAUGCCACCGGCACCAAAGCCUUGGAUGAGAUCACCAUUCAAAGCAGGGAGCAAGGUUUGGUCCAGCUGUACUUCGGUCAGAGCUCCGCCUCGCGCUGGAAGAUUCGAGGAACGAGCCCAGUCUUCGUCGAUAGCAGCGUUCCAGUGCAGCUGAAAGCGACGGGAGCGACGGGAAUCGGGCGCUUGCGGGCACCAAAGAUCAGGGAGGAUGGUAGAAUUUACUUGUGCAGCGAGACGGCGAGGGCCACGGCUGUUGCAACUUCACACAGCCCUACCACUGUUAGCCGCAGGUUGGAGCCUGGCACUUUCAACUGCUCGGCUGCGCAAAUUAUCAUCUUUGAGAAAUCUGGCGACUCCAUCAUUCAUGUGGAUUUGCCUUGUGAGACAUGCCAGGUGAAAGUGGGCGAAUCCAACAUUCGCCUGACAGCAAGUUCCAAGGAGGCUCUUGAUGAAGUGUCAGAGUUCAUCCAGACACGGCAAAAUCUGCCUUGGCUGAUUGCGAUUCGAAUUGGUGGAUUGGAUCAGUCUUGGGUCCUUUCCAGCACCACAGCUUUCACCUACUUUGACGCAUCUUGGUUUGCGGGCCUUUCAUUUGGUGUAUUGGCUCCGGUGACGAAACAUUAUUUGCUGACUUUGGAGGGCGAUCCGUCGGUAGAAAAGGAUAUUGAUGAUGUCCUCAAUGGAAGCAAAUCUUUAGUUAUUGCGGAUGAGUUAGAUGAAGCCUGCCCUUCCUGGAGACAGACCGCAGAUGUGACCAGGCUUCUUGUGGAAGGCUUGCACUUGGAAAAGGGCCGUAGCUUGCUGGCCAAGGGUCCGAAGUGCAGAUCUGGACUCGUAUUUCAGAAGUCCAAGACAGGUUUUACAUUGGACUGGAAUCCGGAAGGCUACCCCAUGAGCAUACUGAUAGCGAUCCUGAUGAAUGGGUGCUGUGCAAUCGCUUUGUCUCUUAUUGUGGUGUCAACUACCAGAAAUAUUGUUUUCCUUUUCUUGUACAAACGACUCUCAGAAAGGCAUGCUGCGACGCAUGCAUCUCAAAGAUUGCAGGUUGGCUUGGUGGAAGAGACCGAUAUCAAUGUGAAAUUUUCACACUAUCCAGAGCGUGGGUUUCACUUGGUGUGGUCCAAGGAGAAGGGUGGCGGAGCUUCAAGCUACGUCAUCAGGCUGAGGUCCUCACAAUCCGAAAUACGUUUGCGCGUGAACGCUGGCGAAGUUGAAACCUCUGCGUCAAGCACCGUGAGUUUCUUUUUGAGCCUUUACCGGGCAGAUCUUCGCUACGCCAAAGACAUUUUCUCCAUCAGCGUGACCACCAUCUCCAGCUCACAAGAAGUGGGCCAUACUUGCUGGUCCAGCCCUGUCAGAAUUGAGCCUCUCUGGGCAACAGCCUACUUACCCUUUAAAGUCCUCGAAGCCUUGUUGCCCAAACGGCAGGACAAAGUCAGCAUGUCUACAUUUCUUCGUACCGCUUGCAGCCAGUUCACACCACCCGCUUUGACCUUAGUCUUGGAGAAACUUCAUGUGAUUUGUGAGGAGGGGAGAGUGGCAGAAGAUUUCCGCAUCGAAUUCUUCUUUGGAAAUUCACUGGAGACGUCACGACAGGCCACAGAGAGCAGGAAGGAGGAAUCUUUUGCCAAAACAAACACCAUUGCCAUUUCCGACUGGUUCUCCAGGAAGGUGAGAGCCGAGGGUUGGACGGGAGAUGAUUUCUUUGGUGUGGACAUUGAGGCUUCUCUCAGGCUCACACCUCCCUUCCGCGACAGCAUGCGCAGCGGUGCGACCCUGUUCAUCCAUAUGGUGGCUCGAAACGAGCAGGUCAUAGCCACAGGCGUUGCUGAUUGGAAUGACUUGCUGGAUGCCUGUCAAACAAGACCUGGCAGUGGCGGUUGUGAGUUUACAUUCCAGGCGGAUCUGGUGGAUGCGGGUGGCGAGAUUUUGGGAGCAUUGUGCCUGAGACCUGACUUCAAGAGUGAGCAACUGGACGCUUUGGGCAAAACACCAUUAGAUCCGAAUCGGUCCAGCAAAGUUUGGUUUCAGGACGAUGUUCCUGGAGAUGUUUAUCAGCAGGGCAUGGAUCGAUUUGUGGUUUGGGAUGACGCAGACUCCACUGCAGUACAUGUCGAUUUGUAUUUAGAGCAAGUUGGAAAAAUGACUUGGCAGCUCAUGAACGACGAUGUUCGAUUCUCAUCACAAACCUUCCCUUGGGUCGUGGAUGCUGAUCUGUCGGAUGCUGCAUAUGUUUGCUGCCGCAUCAUCAUGGUGACGCAUGGAGAGAACUUGCCCUUGGAAGCAUCCUGGCAGAAUGCUGAAGUGUCAAGAAAUGCGCUCUGCACUUCAAACUGGUUCUUUGUUGUGCAGACUCUUACCUUGAGGCAUUUGGAACAUGCCUAUGGAGCAUUUUGCCGCAUGAACAACAUGCAUAUGGAGGGCACAAGUGCCUCUACUUUAAAAGCCCAAGGGGUCCAAGUCAAGACAGUGAAUGUCCGUGGCUGCUCAGGACUUCGAAGGCCAUUCUCUUUUGAAUCCGCCCCUGAAGAUUUGAUUAAAUGCUCUGGAGGUUUACUGCUUGCCAGCAUUUCACAUACGAUUGUUGGAGCCAGUGAUGAUCGAUAUAGACUUCGUUCUUACCGGGUAGUUCUCCUGGAAGGUCUCCGGCUACUUGAGGGGAAUGGGCACUGGUGUGAGAAUCACAUGGUCUCUGCCGGGUUUGAUGCGAGUUUACAUCUACAAGAGCUGGUUGAGUUCUCGCAUUUUGACCCCAUCAUCGACUUUGCCUUUCACGUUCUCAUGUCGGUGUAUCAGCUUCUUUGCUUUUUCGGGUUCUCCUGUUUGGGAGUGGCUUUUGAACAGUUCCAGCAAAGCUAUCAGACCGAAGCAGCUGCAUUUGAUGUGUUACAAGUGUCUGGGAUGGAGGCUCAUGCAGAUGAAAUUGGACACCUACCCACUGUUGCCAUUGGUUUCUUCGGAUGCCACAUGUUCAUCUCCUUGCUUUGCAUUUUUGUGGCGAAUGUCAUGCAGGAUACCCCGGGAGUGGUCCCACAUCUUGCCGAUCAUGCUUUGGGGCUGAUAUCCACAUUCACCUUCGCAGUCUCCGCAUUCUGUUUGCUUGUCAUGUUGUUGUUCUUCCUCAUUGGAGCAUUGUUGCACCCAUCUUCUGCUCUAAAGCCAUUGCUGGUCCUUGGCUCCUGUGGUGCAGUUGUUACGACUAUGUGGAUGCAGUUCUCGAAUCUGACACGGGGCUUGCUCAAGGUGAUUGAGUUCCAAGUUGACGCAGUCUUCGAUGUGAUGCUACAGAAAAUGAUUACACGCAUCAAGCAAGAGGGCAACGUGUCUUCAUAUACUGAAAGUAAUCUUGACUUCGCCCUCAAGAAAGCAGACAAUCGCUUUAAAGGUCUAGAUACCGAAGGGAAGCCGAUCAAGCAAUCCAAAGAUCUGCUGUUUCGCUGUGUGAAGCCAGACGAAGAAACAAUUAAGGAGGUUCAGGAUCAUAUCUCCAGUUCGUCCCUUGGCAAAGGUGCCGUGGAGGAGGUUAGCAGCGAGCUGUCGAGCGAAAUGACUGGCGAACAGUUGCAACAGCUUUCUGAGCUAUACAAACAUUACCUUGGAAAGACAAGCUUGGAUAGCUCAUUGGAAUGGCGCAUCUUUGAGGAUACUGAUGCUUUGACUGACGUUAUGCUCCGAGAGCACAACAUGAGGCUGCAACUUCUCAACUUCGGGGCCAUCACCUCGGCAGAGGUGGGAGCACUGGAAGCACUGGGAGCACGAGAUGGGGCCAAAGGUGGGGCCAAAGCACCGGAGAGGAGCCCUUUGCCAAAAGCAUAUCUGAUGUACAAAGCUAUCUGUCGCGACAGCUUUGAUCAGUUGGCUGGAAUGAUCGUGAAGUGGGCAGAUCCGUUCUUCCAAUGGACUCCCAUUGUGGAAAAGGUGACAAAGUUUUUUGAUGACUCUGUCCCCAAGUACAUUUGCAGCUGUGCAAUGGUAGUAUUUGAUGGCAACCGAAAGGACAGCGUGGCCGAAAGGGUCUUGGCAAAGGUCGCGCAGCACGUUGAGGACACUAUGUACCGAGAUCCGGCUAAGACAAUGAAGUUGAAUGACCUCAUCGCAGAGCUGCUGAAAAAUCCUGAAGAUAGUUGGGCCUCAGGAUUGCUGUACUCCGAGACUCCAGGUGUUUACGAACACAAGCACAUAGUUGCUUUUGUGAAGGAACAAGUGAAACAGGCACUACCCCAGCUGAAAACCACUAGUACCAUCCCAGUAUAUAAGCUUGUGGCAGUCUUCGAGCAACUCAUCAAGGGAAGGGUGUGGUGGUCCGAAUUGGUCCCAUUCUUGAAGAAGUAUUGUGGUUUCUUGGAUGCAGAAAUCGACAAGGAGGAUUUGGUCAAUGGAUUCAAACACACGUCGAAAGGCUGUGGUUUCAUGGAUUAUCAGGACAUUCCUGACGUUCUCAUGUGGAUGACAGAUGGUGGCCUUUGGAAAGCUGCCACCGUGGCCUUGCUACGUGAGAUUGCGGUCUGUGGAGAAUUGGGAAACGAAAACCUCGGAACCGAGGAUGAUGAAGAAACCAGAGUCGACGAUGAGUGGAAUCCUCCAAGCUGGCCCUCAUGGGUUUUAAAAUAUUGGCGAGAAGCUACAGAUGAGGAGGAGGAUCCUCAAGAAGGUGAGGCUUCCUUCUUGCAGAAGUCUGAUGUGCCGGGUUUUAUCAAUGAUUUGAUGCUUGAUACAGAACGCUUGACCACCGACGAGGACUCAGAGCCUGUGCCGGGAUAUCCAGAGUGGAGAUACAAAGCCAUGGCCGGAAUGCAAGGCUGUCCAGCUGAGGUUUGGAGGUAUAUCGAUGAAAAAAAUUUGGCGCGUCUUCGGGGAAUCCCUUGGGAGGGUUUCGAUGAAAUCCUUGAAACCUUUGAUCUGGACAUGCCCGAAGCUGCUUCGCGGAAGAUCUUCAGUGGCACCACUGGCACCAGUGGCGCAGAAGGAUGCAGUGCUUGGAAAGGUGUGCCGAAGUUUGUUGAAGCGCCCAAUUUGAUGCGAACCAUCGAGAAGAUACAGACGCAGUACCGACCCAUCUCACUGUCGGGUUUUGAGAAGCUGCUAAAGAAUGCGGGAAUCACUUUACCCAAUGCUGUGAUUGCAAGUUUGUUCGGGCAGGUUGAUGAUAUCAAGAUUAAGAUUGGGGAGGCAGAGGAGUUUGUUUGUGAAGACUUGGUGAGUCUCAAUGAAUUGGGCGAAGCGGUUGAAAAGUAUCUUUCUGGAGGCAUGUGGUUGGAGGCUGCCUACGGCGUUCUUCAGAAUGAUGAAAUUGAGACCAGUUUCGCCGAAGUCUCAAAGAGUUUUGCAGCGAUCGAUAAGAAGGAAAAUGGCAUCUUGCCACCCAGUGGCGUGAUCAAGCUUAUGAUGUCGCUGCAGAGAACAGGCAUUGGCUACGAUACGUUCGCAGAUAUGAUCUUGAAGGACAUGCGCUUCGCUGUGAAUGACAGUCAGCUGCGGGUCCUUUUCAAUAUGGUUGACCUCUCCGGCAAUGGCAGCAUCUCGAAGGCGGAGUUUAUUCAAGGUUUCUAUACAUUGAUGCGACAAUUGGUGCCCAACAUCAUCCUCCAUUCCCUUUCUGUGCUGCCGGAACAGAUCGCCAGCCACAUUUUGAAGGCGCUCAUGUUUUUGUUGCUUCUCUUUGCAUUUCUCUUUGUUUCUAUGGAUGCCUUGACGCCCUCCUCGGCAGCCGAUGUCGACUUCAUGGGAGGUGUUCAGGCAGUUGUAGCUGGCAUGGCUGCGUUGGGUGUACGUGUGCAGAGCACGAGCGGAAUGGAUUUGCAAAGUAUCAAGGAAGCCAUUGCCGCGCACCUCAGCGAGUUGUUGCCAGGGGUGAAAACCAAUUCCCGCAACUGACGUGGAGAAGAUGUUUGAUAAAUUUCGAUCAUUCCCCAUCAAGGCCCAUUGCCCAAUGGUGGAUCAAACCCCAAAAAGUUAAAGUUACCUCAAUUUUAGCUUUCGACAUCUUUCGACAUUGAAAAUGAGCCAAAGCGCAUCAUCCCCGCAGCAAAGCCUGUGGAAAAAGG
Messenger RNA from Cladocopium goreaui, 7790 nucleotides. The record is from the annotation of a GenBank genome assembly. NCBI's taxonomy places the organism in Eukaryota, Dinophyceae, Suessiales, Symbiodiniaceae.